Messenger RNA from Fusarium oxysporum Fo47, 2169 nucleotides. RefSeq lists its product as uncharacterized. Lineage: Eukaryota; Fungi; Ascomycota; Sordariomycetes; Hypocreales; Nectriaceae. The record is from RefSeq and is a predicted model, not a curated record. Gene Ontology annotation, molecular function: zinc ion binding; DNA binding; DNA-binding transcription factor activity, RNA polymerase II-specific. The transcript is spliced from 3 exons. Gene Ontology annotation, biological process: regulation of DNA-templated transcription; DNA-templated transcription. The coding region runs from base 111 to 2066 and encodes 651 amino acids.
CCGGUCACGGAGAUAAUCCCCGGUGAUCUCAGCUUACAAAGACCGAAUCCUCAUCCGUAAAAUACCACAGCUCUCGGCCUGUCAAUUCUCGGUCGGUGUAAUACCACAUCAUGUCUUCUCGGCCCCGAACUCGGUCGUGCGCCGUGUGUCAUCGCCGAAAAGUUCGCUGUGACAAGAAAUUCCCAUGUGCGCAGUGUGUCCGGUCUGGCUUUGAGUGCUCGUAUCCGCCUGUGGGGCCUCCUGCACGGCGUGCCAAGAAGACGACAAUCAGUGAUGUUGCAAGUCGCAUUUCGCAGAUGGAGAAGACGAUUGAGGCGUUCAAGGCUGGACAAGCUGUGUCGCCGCAACCGACGGUGUCUGCAAGUUCAGUGACGCCCGCGAAUAGUGUCCCCACGCCGGCGAGUACAACUGCAGAUGUCGAGAGCAGGGAAAGGGUUGGAGGUUCACAGAAUGUGGGUUCUCGUGAGGGCCUCUUGUUCAAUAAGGGGAAAAGUAGUCACUAUGUCAAUGAAGUUCUCUUUUCUCGAGUCAUCGAGCAGGAAGACGAUGUGCGAAUGGCCUUGGCAACGCCCAGAGACGAGCCACCCCACGAUUCCAAUUCCCCAAUAUGUCGCUUGAAUCCCAUGGGAUGGCUAUCCGCUGGGAUUUCGUCCGUGUCUACCGCCGUCUAUCACCCUCAAAGACGCGUGGCUGUUCGACUAUGGAAAGUGUUUGUUGACAGUGUUGAUCCAUAUGCCAAGGUUCUGCACCUCCCUACCGCCGAGACAGUAAUUUACACGGUCACAAGCGACCCCAGCAAAGCUUCGAAUGAAAACUUGGCACUUUGCUUCGCUAUUUAUUACGCCUCUGUCACUGCCAUGGGCCCCAAUGAGGUACUCGACAUUACUGGGGAGGACAACAAAAAAGCUCUCCUGAGAUACAGGAUGUGUUUGGAGCAGUCACUUGCCCAAGCAGAUUUCCUUGAUAAUCCCACAAUCACCCUUCUGCAGGCCAUUGCAAUAUACGGCGCCGCAAUGCGUGUCCAUAGCUCCGGUCGAGCCGUCUGGAUCAUGAAUGGCCUCGCACUUAGAUCCGCACAGUCAAUAGGUUUGCACAGAGACGGUAGCAAGCUCGGUUUAUCCCCCUUUGAGUCAGAGAUGCGACGUCGACUAUGGUGGUACUUUCAAGAACGAGACGGAAGAGGUGCCGAGGAUUAUGGACUGCAAAAUCCGCCAAGCUUUAAUCCAGUAUAUGGUGUUGAGCUGCCACGGAAUCUGCACGAUAGCGAUCUAUUUCCAGGGAUGAAAGAGCUUCCCCCGUCGAGACCAGAUUGGACGAGGAUGACCUUACCACUGUGCUGCAAUCAGUCGUCCCAGGCCUGGGCUCAGCUCUUUCAGAUGAGCUGCUCUGCCAAUGGCAUCCCAGAUGAAGAUGUUCGAAGGCGGCUGAUCAAAGAUGCCGUUGAAAAGGUCGAAGGAAUUCUGCAGCGGUGCAACCCCGUUAUACCAGAGCAAAGAAUGACGAUUCGAACUGCGCGAUUAAUCCUCUGCAAAGUCGACGUAGUCACGCGCCGCCAAUGGCAGAUUCUUCGCUCGCCAGACGAUCGCCAGCCACCAAUGGCCACAGAAGCCGAAGUCACCGAAGCAGUCGAACUCCUCGAGCUCUCCAACAGCAUGUGGCAAGACGACGACCUCAUCGCGUUCCAGUGGCUCGCGCGCGCAUUUCCCCAAUAUCACAUAAUGCUAUUCAUCCUCCGUCACUUAUGCGUAUGUCCUCGUGGAGAACUAGCGAAAAGAGCUUUUAUAGCUGUAGAGGUUCAUCUUGGGUAUUUCAAGACGAGUGGGAAUGGGCCCUUGAAUGGGCUGAAGUGGACGGUGCUUACGACGUUGAGAGAGAGGGCGUUUUUGUUGAUGCAGAAGGUUGAGAGGGAGAGUGUAAAUGUGCAACAGGAUGAGAGGAGUCAGCAAAUGGGAUUUCAGGGGAGUGGGGAGGGGAUGCAGAGUGGGAGUGAAGUCGCUGUUCCGGAUUGGAAUAUGAUUUUGGAGGAGUUUCCGUUAGACAUGGAAGACUUUUCGUUGAUUUUCUGACGGGUAAGAGAACAUUUGUACGAUUACAUGAAGUAAUAUGACUUAAGUCAACAUCGAUGCAUACAUGGUACAAAACAAAGAUGUUAUAUCUAUUUUAAACAAA